Molecule: messenger RNA, 895 nt
Organism: Sitophilus oryzae (rice weevil)
Lineage: Eukaryota; Metazoa; Arthropoda; Insecta; Coleoptera; Curculionidae
Product: UPF0428 protein CXorf56 homolog
Exons: 5
Coding region: 153-800 (215 amino acids)
Source: RefSeq, a predicted model, not a curated record
UAAACAAGUACAGAAAGUGUAAAUAAAUAACAAAAUAAAAUACAAGAAGCAAAAAAAGGAGAAUGUUUCUACGUUUUUAACUAUUUUGUGUAAGUUUAUAGAUAGAUGUUAUAAAAUUUAAUAUAAAAUAUAGCGAAGUAAAGUUAUCAACAAUGCCCAAAGUAGUAUCUAGAAGUAUUGCUUGUUCUGAUACAAAAGAUCAAGAGGAAUAUGGAGAUGAAAAACCCUUACAUAUUUAUUACUGUCUGUGCGGCCAAAUGACUCUUAUUUUAGAUUGUUCUAUAGAGAAGCUUCCACUGCGUAAACGUGAUGGUGCAAGGGUUCUAGAUGGAACAAAUCAUGCUCAUAAAAUAACAUGCGAUUCAGACGAGACAGUGUAUCUGAAAAGACCAGAAGGGAUUGAAAGACAAUUUAGAUUGAAAUGUAAAAAAUGUGGGUUACUGCUGUACUACAAACACGAAGCUCAGAGUCCUGUAAGUUUCAUAGUGCGGGGAUCUCUGAUUACAUCUACUAACGAAGGACCGAUUACAGAUAUCUAUAACCAAGUUGCUGUAGAGAAACCGAAGAAAAUUAUGGUCACAAAACACACUAAAAAUAUGGGAAAAUUCAGUUCAGUAACAGUCUCGACAAUUGACGAGGAAGAGGACGAAAUUGAAGCUAGAGAAGUAGCUGAUAGUUAUGCAAACAAUGCAAGAAUUAUCGAAAAACAAUUAGAAAGAAAAGGAACAAACAAAAGGAAACAAGAACAGAAUAAGGCACAAGAAAUUAAGAAAGUUCGAGGCACAUUAAUUGAUAAAUGACUUGAUACUAGUUGUGAUAAUUUUUUAAACAUUAUAUAGAAAUAAUCUUAAUAUUUAUUAGAUUAUUAUUAGGGUGUAAAUAAAUGAAUAAAAUA